Messenger RNA from Cololabis saira (Pacific saury), 4748 nucleotides. RefSeq names its product dickkopf WNT signaling pathway inhibitor 2 (gene dkk2). Gene Ontology annotation, molecular function: co-receptor binding; receptor antagonist activity. The coding region runs from base 1653 to 2375 and encodes 240 amino acids. The record is from RefSeq and is a predicted model, not a curated record. Gene Ontology annotation, biological process: multicellular organism development; negative regulation of canonical Wnt signaling pathway. The transcript is spliced from 4 exons. NCBI's taxonomy places the organism in Eukaryota, Metazoa, Chordata, Actinopteri, Beloniformes, Belonidae. Gene Ontology annotation, cellular component: extracellular region.
ACAUCUACUCUUAACUUUUAGAUGAAGCUUUUUCAUAUUGUAUUCUGGUGAAGGCCUCUGUCUGGUGGGAGUCUUUCAUGGCAAAUCACUGUCUGCUCAGGUGACAGCGAUGGCUAAAAUAGUAUCACCUCUUGUUGUCUAAAGUUACAUCAGACAAGUCCAAUACUUCCUCCCACUCCCCAGUUCAGUUGGUCACCUAUUGUCUGCAACAAAAGAACUUGACACUUUGAAUUGGAGUCUGUGAUGGAUCGCUUUUGAGGUCAGAAGCCUUUACCGGUAUACUGAUUUCAUCCCAGCCCAGCCAAGCUUCCAGCCUUGAAUAGAUGGUUCUCACUUGUGUGUGAAGACUAAAGCAUUAUUAGGCGGGGAGUCACUGAUUCAUGUGAGAGACAUGCUUUUGAUGACUGUUUGUUUCUAAAUUGAUUAGAUGACUUUUUGGGGAGCUUGUUUUACAUGUGAUGUGGCUGUUAACUGUACAUUUUAUUUCCCAUUGUCCUAAUCCAUCAUGUUGAUGAACAAAAAAAGUUUUUUUCUCUUUUAAUUAGCUGCAUCCAUGUGAAAGGACAUUUUCAAAGAAAGUAACAUGGGCUUCACUUGCCUCAUCAAGUCAUUGUAAGUAGAAAUAUAUUAUGUAACAUGAAUAUAACUUAUCCUGGUGCAGUAUUCUAAGACUCAUACAAAGGGGCCUCUAUAUUUCCUGGGUUUCUUACAUUAUCGCCUAUCCUUUGCAUCAUGAGGGACGUCUCUCCCACAGAGGGAAAACAAUGAUUAUCAGAUUCUUUUUAAUUCUAAGUUAGGACGUUAGAAUGCUGUUUAAAUGAAACCUGAGAUCCUUUUUCAUUUUGCCUCUGUCAGGGAAUCAUCUGAACACGUAACGAUUUCCUUGAAACAUAAAUUAGUUCACGGUUAAUGGAGGAAAAAAAACACCAGUUUUUUUUUCAAUAAGCCUAUUUAAAGCAGCUCAGAACUGACUUUUGUCGCUCUAUAUAUGCCUGCCCAACCGCCUUGCAGUAAAAGGGGUCAAGUGCUCAGUCAAAAUACACAGUGUAUAAUUUUAUAGCUUUUUCCCAAAGGGGCUCCUGGUGCCGGUGUGGAGACGACAGUGCGGGAGCUGCGGAGCCGCGCAGCUCACACAGAUCAGUUUCAGUCUUUGUCAGUUGUGAAUAGGGGCGGAGGAAGCAAACUCAUUAGAAUCCUAUAAAAAGAAUGCAUCCGAGAUCAUAAAACAGCCGGCAGGAAGACUGGGUGCUCACUCACAACCAGACAGAGACACAGUGGAGACCUUUUUUUUUUUUUUUUUUUUUAAAUCUGGCCCAAAAGAGCAUCAACACCUCAACAACUCCACUUCUUCACUGUUUCCCUUUCUACACUGGAGUUCUCUGUGGUUUAUUUUCAACCAGAACUCUUUCGAUGACAGAUAUUCUUUUGAACAUCAGACUUUUAGUAGCGCAAACUUGGAGUCAUCACUUCUGUCUUUGACGCCGUGUGGCCGCCGUGGCGCAUGGACAGUGCCGGGACGCGCGCCUCUCCUUGAGAAACUUUAUUUUUUUUGGGUGACUCAAAGUUUAAAGUUGUUAAAAGGGUUUUGCAUUUAUUUUCUUUUUUUUUAAUCUUUUUUUUUGUGUUUUCGUAACUUUUGAAUUAUUUCGAGGAUGCUCGUGCCUGCGUGGAAUAGAUGUUGCGUGGUGAUGUUUCUGGUGGCGUCUCUGAGGAGCGGCGCGUCCCAGGUAUCAGAGGCGCGUCCGAAGGCGAACUCCAUCAAGCCCGGGCUCAUGGAAGAGACCCCGACACCGGCUACUAACCGCUCCGCUGCUGUCACCAAGAAGCACAACACCCUUCCGCAGCAGGUGUAUCCAUGCAGCACUGACAAGGAGUGCAGCGUCGGCAGCUACUGCCACAGCCCUCAGCAGUCUCCCUCUCGAUGCGUGUCUUGCCGCAGGAGGAAGAAGCGUUGCCACAGAGAUGCCAUGUGCUGCCCUGGGAAUCGGUGCAGUAACUAUAUCUGUAUCCCGAUGUCUGAGAGCGUGCUCUCACCUCACAUCUCAGCAUUAGAUGAACACAACAAACUCUCCAACAAAGAACACGGCUGGAAGAAGAGCGGCAAGGGACAAACUAAGCACUCUCUAAAACAGGGUGAACCUUGCUUGCGCUCAUCUGAUUGCGCUGAGGGCUUCUGCUGCGCCCGUCAUUUCUGGAGCAAAAUCUGCAAACCGGUGCUGAGGCAAGGAGAGGUGUGCACCAAACAGAGGAAGAAAGGCUCUCACGGCCUGGAAAUCUUCCAACGUUGUGACUGUGCCAAAGGCCUCUCCUGCAAGGUGUGGAAAGAUGCCACCUCCUCGUCCAAGUCCAGGCUCCACAUGUGCCAGAAGAUCUGAAACUAAAGCAGCUGCUGUCUCCAUCUGCCAGGGAAAGAUUUUUUUUUCCUUUUUUUGUGUAAAGAAUGGGUUGUGGCUGUAUUGAGAAAAAAAAAGCAAAAGCAAAAGACAUAACCUAACAAGAGACAGAACAGAUUGUAUGGGUUUAAGCUUGCUUCAUAUGGCAAGUGGGGAGCAAAUGGGAAUGCUUUAAUGUGUUUUCUGUGAUUGAUCCAUAUCUUCACUCACACCCGAGGAUGCAUCCUCACAAACACUCAUAACUUUGAAAGAGCAAUGAUGAACCAAAGCUGUGCUUGUCAAAGAAAAGAACAGGAACACAUACUCACACAUGAUGACAUUCAGGGAGCCACACGAAUAGCCAGUAGAUGCUGUAGUAGGCAUGGACUUUGUUUAAAGGCAACAAAGUAGAGAAAAGUGUGCACUCUUUAACAAACUUUGUGGUCCUUUACCCUUAACACUUAACACACAAUAACCUUAACCGUUGACAUUUAAUAUUCUGUGUUCAAAUUCCCAUGUUUCAUGAUGUUAAUUCGUAAAAAAAUCAGCUAUUCCUAUACAAAACCCAGUAACCAGUGUGCAUACACUUCAACUUAUAUAAAAGAGCUACUCCCAUACACUGUUAAUGUAUUUACAUGUAACGUCUAUACUCGUUAAACCAAAGACUGGAAGGACAUUUACGUUUCUUCAGGUACCGCGGUUCAUUGAUUCGUUUUUAGCCACAUAACAAAUCAAAAGAGAUAAAGUAACACACUUAUUUUGGAAAGCUUGUUUGAUGUGUCACUUGAUGCGAUGCAACUUUGGGUGAAAGCAGUUCGCAGUGAGGUAGAGCUCUGCUGCAGACUCGCUGGUACCAAUACCAGACGGAGAAUGGUUCUGCUUUUCCAAUCACAUGAACUGGAUUCAAGGAUAAAAAGGAGCUGCAGUUCCUUUCCGUUCACAAAGCCAGAGGGACUCAAGACCUGGGAAGAUUGAUGACAAAAAAGCUCCCAAAAAUUGAUGUUUUUGAGGAGGAUUCGCAGUUUGACUGCGUUUUGUUUAUUGUUCUGUUUUUCAUCUGAAACUCCACUUUUUGUCUUGAAAUAUUGUGCAGUUUCAUUUUAUUUUGGAUGUGAAUGCUUUGUUUUUCUUUUAACAGUGGCAGUCCUUCAUACAUCUACUCAUAAUAUCACAUUUGCCUCGUUUUGCUUUAAUAUGUUUUUUUUUAAGGCAUCAAGUACAUAUAUUUUGUAACCGUUUGAAGUAUCAAUAAGCUCUUAUAUUGUAAAUAGACUGGAAGCUACAUAUUUAAGAAUCAUUGUAUAUCAUGUACAUAUGAUGACAUAUAAAUCCUUAACGGUACAGCAAAUUGUUUUAAGUGAGACGAGUGAUGUUGGAGGAAAUAAGCACAGCUGAAUAGAUGUGUGUUGAUUUGGGGGAAAACAUAGAUAGCUUUGGCAAAAUUUCACAGACUGGAAGAGUUGAAAGGGUAGCUCGGAACGAAAAACUACAUUUCUGGAAUAUUUUGUGUGAAUGGUGUGUAAAUGGUGUGAAGAUGUAUAUCCCAUUAAUAUUGUUUGUGUGAAUACUUUGGAUUGAUUUUGUUUUGCGUAUUUACAAUGAUCGAUGAAUAAAAACGAAUGUAUUUUGUAUUAGUGGUCACACAGGAUUUGUUAUUGCAUUUAGAGUUGGCCAUUUCUUUAAAUUAAAAACAUGCUGGAAAAGGAAGUUAAAUGGAUUUGAUGUCAAACAUGCAGAUCGAAUUAUCAAUGGAAAAAAAAAUGAUGCGGGUUAUACCAAGUACCCCCAUGGCUCAAUAUCUCGCUCACCAUUGGCAACAACAAACUGAAGUAGUUGUUUCCUGUAUGAUAAAUCAUUACCACUCUAGCACCAUUGUUGACAGUGUGUAUGAAGUGUGUCUGCUGAAAUGCUGUGUUUGGUUUUCACCAAAUGUGGCGCUGGGCAUUCUAGCAAAACAACUCCACAUUGGUCUCAUCAGUCCACUGGACUUUAUUUUAGCAGUUCCACGUGUGAAUAAUCUUUCUCACUGCCGAAUGUUGAUCUUCCAAAUGUUCAGACAUAGUUUUUUUUUAUUUAUAUAGCAUAUUUAAAAACAAACAUAACUGACCAAAGUGCUUUACAGAUAAAAUAAUAUAACAAUAAAAAAAUACAAGUAGUUUUGUUUGUCUUUUUCACAUUCAUGGGCACCAACAGUUGUUUCUUUGAACCAGUGCUUAUGACCAAAGUUUCUACUUUAUAGCUGUCUGGAAACCUGUUGAUGAUCAGUACAUUAAUAGCUGAUGAAAUGACUGGUUGCAACUUGCACUAUAAAAUCCUAAGGAAGUAGAAAGGGGAGUGCUCAGUAUUACCCAGAUUAUUUAUUUGUUCUCACUCUCU